AUGGCUGGCCUCCCAAUUGUUCCCCGUCCUCGCCCAUGCCAUCGAUGGAUCGAUGUCCAGAGCGCUCUUUGCGUGAGCAUCUUCCACGUUUUGGGCAUCGGUGCGCUCUUCUUCGUCCCGGUCCGCUGGAAGACAUGCUUCCUUGUCGCUUUGGGUCACACGGCCAGCGGAGUGGCCGUGACAGCUGGAUACCAUCGUCUGUGGGGUCACCGAGCGUAUACUGCUUGCCGGCCGCUGAGAUACGCUCUCGCAUUCCUAGCCACCGCGGCCGUCCAGAAGGACAUCAUCUGGUGGGUGCGACACCACCGCGCCCACCACCGCUAUCUCGAUACCCCGCAAGAUCCCUACGACGCAUCCAAGGGAUUCUUCUGGUCCCACAUCGGCUGGGUCCUGACCGUGCAUGACCGCCCGAACUGGGGCUCCGUCGACAUUCGAGAUGUGAAAAGCGACCCCGUCGCCCGGUGGCAGCGCCGGUACUUUUUUCCCCUCGCCUUAUUUUGGGUCGUCGUGGCGGCCCCCGCUAUCGCCCACCUGGGGUGGAACGACUGGGCCGGCGGGCUGUUCUACGGGGGCUUCCUCCGGUGCGUCAUCACCUGGCACAGCACUUUCCUGACGAACUCGGCCACGCACUGGAUGGGCGACCAACCGUACUCGGACAGCAAUACCUCGCGGCAGCUGGUCAGCGUCGCCCUGGUGACCCUCGGCGAGGGCUACCAUAACUUCCACCACGAGUUCCCGUCCGACUACCGCAACGGACCCCGAGCGCACGACCUGGAUUUUAGCAAAUGGGUGAUCACCCUGUGGGAGCGGCUCGGCUGGGCGACGGCCCUCCACCGCACCAGCGCCCGGGAGAUUGACGCUUCCCGGGACCGGCAGACGCGCAAACGGCUCGGACUCCCGGCGAAGUAUCCAGCCCCGCCCCUGUCCAUCCUGUCCUGGGAACAGUACCGGGCGACGGUGCGGCAGGGCGCAUGUCUGGUGGCCAUCGCGGGGGUCCUCUACGACGUGGGCGAUUUCAUGGCGAGCCACCCCGGCGGCGAGACACUCCUGCGGCAGGCCGUGGGUACGGAUGCCACGGCCUCCUUCCACGGCGGGGUCUACCGCCAUUCCUCCCACGCCCACCAUCUCCUGCAGCGGAUGUCGGUAGCUGUGCUUCUGGGAGACGGCGAAGAGAAGCAGACGGAGGAGGAUUCGAUGGUGAAACCCACCUCUGGAAUGGGUAUCCGAUAG
This is a messenger RNA of Aspergillus campestris IBT 28561, 1230 nucleotides long. Its product is annotated as acyl-CoA desaturase. The transcript is spliced from 3 exons. Gene Ontology annotation, cellular component: endoplasmic reticulum membrane. Gene Ontology annotation, molecular function: iron ion binding; stearoyl-CoA 9-desaturase activity; heme binding. NCBI's taxonomy places the organism in Eukaryota, Fungi, Ascomycota, Eurotiomycetes, Eurotiales, Aspergillaceae. Bases 1 to 1230 code for a protein of 409 amino acids. The record is from RefSeq and is a predicted model, not a curated record. Gene Ontology annotation, biological process: unsaturated fatty acid biosynthetic process.